CUCAGCUUGGCCAGAAAUUAAUCAGUUACAGCUCAGAGAGAGAGUUGCCGAUAGCAGCAUACACACACAAGCCUUGCAGCAAUGGUGGACCACUGUGACCUACCUCAUGAAGCCCCCUGCAACAGCGGGACAUAGAUCGUUAUCUCUCCCACCGCAAGUUCAACCGUUGCUAUAAUGAGACCAAAUGUGAGACUGCACGGCCUGUGAACUUGGCUCAAUGUAAGAGGGAGAGCAGGCACAUCGAAGGAGAGACGGAGACAUUGGACAGAGGUGGAGUUGCGGAAGAGGAGGAAGUGAGGAACAAAACUACAGACUACUGACAAAAAGAUGCAAAGAAGCCCCACGCACAGAGCAUGAGAUGGAGUGUUGGAAAAUAUUAGAGGGAGAAGACUGCGUUGUAUUAGCUUUUUUAAUUCAAUAAGGGUCCCACCCUGGUUUCCUGCUGCAACAUUAUUGACUGAAAUUAGGGGGAGAAGCUAAACGACUAUAACCUAGUGUAGUACUGUCAUGCCCUGCACUACCAUGGAGAAUAAAACCUGCCUUCCAUAAUGGCAUCUUUCAUACUGCACCAUCUGGACGUCACUGGAAACAUGAGGUACAUUCACAAAUCUUAGCCUAGCAGUCUAGGACAAGUCCACAAUUGAUUUGUAUCAAAAAGCAGAAGUUUGAUCGGAUCUCAGACUAACUUCCUCAACAUCCUGACCUAGUGUCAGCAUAAUUAGCUUCGCCACAGCAAGCCUUCAUCGGGGUGUUUUGAAGUAAAACAAUUGGUCUGAAGAAGCUCUGAGAAUGAUGACCAUGUCUGUGCUGGCCACCGCCGGACCAGAAAGCGGGGUGACCCAGCUCGUCCCCAUUCCCACGCUGAACAUCCUUCCCCCGUCCUCAGACACUGAGGCCUGGUCCUGCUUUCCUAGCCCUCGGCCUCCCCGCCGCCACCGGCUCACCCACCCCCACCGGAGCAGAGGCCGGACCAAGAAGAGGAGCGAUGGAGAACAAGAGGAGUCAUCCAAACCCCGGUGGAACGGCACUGAGGAGGAGGGGGUAGAGAGGGUGAAGGGGAGCGCUACUCCUCAAGGAAGCCCCUCACCUCUCCCUUCACCCCUCUUGCCCCCCCACGUGGAGGACACAGUCCUUGGCCCUUCCCUGGACCUCUUGCUACCCCCGUCGUCUCGCAUCUCCUGGUCACGUAGCUCGUCUCUCGGCCGGCGCUCACGCUGGUCCCUCAGGAGUCUGCUCAGCAGGGAGUCUGACUGGGACAGCUGCAGUACCGCCAGUAACUCUCCGCGCAGCACCCCUGGCAGCUCCCCCUCUCUGCGCCGUCGGGUGCUGGGGGGUAGUGGUGGGGGUGGAAGCAGGACCAGUGACGUGGAGGGUGGCCCGGGGGAGCGCAGUGGGGAAAGGAGAGGUUCGGACAGCCCCCUGCCCUCCGCCGCCGCUUCCGCAUACCCUGUCGCCUCACGCCAUUUCAGCCGCAAUGCCAAGAAAAUGCAGAGCUGGUACAAUGUUCUCAGUCCAACUUAUAAACAGCGCAAUGAGGAUUUCCGUAAACUCUUCAAGAAGCUGCCAGACACGGAACGCCUCAUAGUGGACUACUCAUGUGCGCUGCAGAAAGACAUUCUACUCCAGGGGAGACUCUAUCUGUCAGAGAACUGGCUCUGCUUCUAUAGCAAUAUCUUCCGCUGGGAAACCACUAUCACAAUCCUGCUGAAAGAUGUGACCACCCUGACCAAGGAGAAGACUGCCAAGGUCAUCCCCAACGCCAUUCAGAUCAGCACCGACCACGACAAGCACUUCUUCACGUCUUUCGGGGCGAGGGACCGCAGCUACAUGAUGAUGUUCAGACUGUGGCAGAACGCACUGAUGGACAAGCCUCUGUCCCCAAAGGAGCUGUGGCACAUCGUCCAUCAGUGUUACGGCACUGAGCUGGGCCUCACCAGUGAAGACGAUGACUAUGUCUCCCCCACCGACGAGCACAUUAACGGUCUACUGCCAGUGGAAGAGUCAGUCUCUGUCUCUGACCUGUUGGACCUCAGCUCCUUGGGGGCCAUAGCUUCUCUGGGCAGCUCGCCCCCCUCCAUGGCAGCCUUGUUCCCCAGUGGCCCCCUCUUAGCCAGCGGUGGUCUGGGCUCCUGUCCCCCCUCAUCUACCUGUCUGCCCGUAGACAUCCCUGGCAGCCCCUCCCUCGACCCCCCGGACCCCAGCCCGCCCAGCUCCCAGAGCUCCCUGCCCUCCACCACACACACCGCCUCCUUGUCCGCCCCCGCCUCGGCUGCUGCCUCUUUCUAUGUGGAGGAGGACGGGGACUUCCUGUUGGAGUCUGCCAAUCACAUGAUGCCCCCGUCUGCCACCAGCCUGGGAAACCUCUCCUCAUUGGACCAGCUCACCAACGACGACGAGCUGCCUACUGACCCCAGCAACUCCUCAGACACACAGGAAGAGGACGAGGUGGAGUCGUUCUGUGCGGACCUGGCUGGCCGGCUGCACAUCAACAUGGUGGUGCGCAUGAGCGUGGACAAGCUGCAUGACCUGCUCUUCUCCGCAGACACACACUUCAUCCAGCAUCUCUUCUCCCAACGGCACUUCACAGACCUGUCAGUUCGCGAGUGGCAGCAGGACAGCUGCAGUGGGAACACCAACCGGAUCCUGAGUUACACCAUCGCCAUCAACAACCCCCUGGGCCCCAAGACCGCCCCCGUAGUGGAAACUCAGACGCUGUUUAAGAACAGUGCGCCGGGCGAGUGUUACGUGGUGGACUCGGAGGUCAUUACCUCGGGCAUCCCCUACCAGGACUACUUCUACACCGUGCACCGCUACUGCCUCACCGCCAUCAACAAGAACAAGAGCAGACUCCGGGUGUCGUCAGAUAUCUGCUACAAGAAGCAGCCGUGGAGCCUGGUGAAGGCGCUCAUCGAGAAGAACACCUGGAGUGGUAUCGAGGAGUACUACAGACACAUGGAGAGUGAGGUGUGUAAGCUGGAGACCCUGCUCCAGUCUGAGGUGUCAGUGGUGACCUCUGGGGAUGUGGUGGGGGCAGACUCUGCCAAGACACCCCCGGCCCUGCGGCGACGCAAACGCACCUGCUCCCGGCGCCUGGCGGACCGGGAAAGAGAGGGAGGUGGCAUGGGAGGUGGAGAGCGCGGGGACCGGGGAAUAGGAGAGGAGCGGAGAGAGGCGGGUGGUCAGUACAAGCACGGAGAGCGGUCGCGUGGCGGAGGCAACAGCAUCUCUACCAUACUGCUCAUAGUCAGCUUCAUGAUCUGUGUCAGUCUGGUGGUGUUGGUGGCCCUCAACAUGCUCUUGUUUUACAAGCUGUGUUCUCUGGAGAGAGCUGCACACACACUGGAGACGUGGCACUCCUUCUCUCUGUCUGACAGUCCUCUACCCCAGUCGGCAGGAGAGUGGGCCCAGGUGUUGCAGCUCCAGAGACAGUUCCACCAGGCCCAGCUGGGCAAAUGGCAACAGAUCCUCCAAUCCUCAGUCACUCUGCUAGACCAGAUGAAACAGUCGUUGGAAAAGCUCCACCGAGGCGUCGUCACUCCAGAAGUCCAGCAGGAUCCCCCCUCGAACCCCACUUCAGAGUCUCUCACUGAGCACUGAUCCUCCCUCCCUCCACCCUCCAACCUCCAGCCCUCAAGUGGGUAUGAAUGGACCACGGGGGGAGAGAACCAAGGUGGAGGUGGCCAGAGGGGGAGGGUCCAGCUGGGCCAAUCAGGGAGAGUGACUCUCUCACCUGAUCCCACACCUCAGUCUGAGCAACCUGCAAUGAGGUGGGUGGUGAGUGACCUUUAGGGUACUACACUACCCAUAACUCCCCACACCUCAGUCUGAGUAACCUGCAAUGGUAAAGUCCCACCUUCUCUCACGCCCAGACAGACUGGGAAUGUCUUCAGGACUACAGCAAUAACAUAGCACGGUGAGCCAACCAUAUCUCCCACAGUCAGGGCUAAAGGCUGGCCAGUUUGUAUAGUACCAUCUGCUCCUCACAUGCAACCAACCAUGCUGCUCACGCUGAACCAUCUCCCCUGCCUGAGAAUCCAAGAGACAUUUUCAAAAGAAAACGGACGAUCUACUGCAUUUCAACAUGUGCAGCCCUGCUGCUGCGUUUCAAAUGGACAGACUCCGGUCCAGCGCAUUUCAUAACGGACUGACUUGACUUGGACCGACUGCAUUUCUCAAAAUGGGCCAACCCAGAUUUAACUUUGCGUUUCAAAAUGGAUGGACUCUGACAUUUGGGAAAUUGGGAGCUUUCCCAGCCCUGAUAAACAGCUAUGGCUCUGUUCCCAGCUGAAGCCAGCCUAGGGGACUUAUGUGCCUCGGUGUGAGGGGUCCGCUCAGCUAAGUCCCCCUUGAGCCUCUGGAAAUGAGGGACACAUGACGAGGGAGGGGAAAGCUCUGAUGGAUUACAGAAAGUCUCCUGUUUCUAACACUUUUUUUUUUUUCGUUCUCUCUCUCUCUCUCCAUCUGGGAUCAGCAGCUUCCAUCUUAGACUUGAUCUGCUAUUGGAGAAUCAUUUCCAAACAAUACUUUAUUUUUUAUUUUUUAGACGUUAAUAAUCCAAAAAGACUCCUAAAUCCUCUACUAGCUCGUUUUUAUCGUUAGCUGUCUUUUUGAGGGGGACUGGGUUGUUUCGAGAAUUGCGAGCGAGCGAAUGAUGAGUGUGCGCGCCAGACCGUUCCAGUAUUUAUUUAGCACGACUUUGAUUUCGAAAAGUCCUGUCCCGCUCGCAACGCGAGUGAUUUCUUUUCCCCCUAUAUGUUCUGUGUUAAUGCUUCAGCGCGGACCAAGAAAGAGCUAUUAAGUUCAUCUUUUAUAUUUAAUGGUCAUAGCAAUAAGGAUAUUUGGUGAUUUUUAUACUACUUUUGAAUGUGUAAAAAGUAGUAUAUCACUAAAGUGUGUUUUUAGGGCAAAAUGAGACAAGCAAGCGAAGAUCUGGAGUUGGACAAGAAGACAAAGAUAUAUGUGUAUUAGAAAGGAGUGUCCUCAUCGUCACAUUGUCACUGUUACAUUUGGUAUUAUUAAGAUGAGUAUGAUUGAGUUUGUUUUUGUCGGAUACUUUUUCUUUUUUUUCUUGCACUUGGUCAACUUCUAAUUGUGUUAUUGGAUUGGACUUGGAAGUGUUUCAGGGUUACUGACUGUACUCUGUAGACCCAGGCUCUGCGUCCCAAAUGGCACCCCAUUCCCUUUAUAGUGUAGUGCACUACAUAGGAAAUAAUGUGCCCUUUGGGACGCAGACUUUGUAGACCAGGUAAACAGAGAGAUGCGAUAAAGGAGUGACUUUCUAGUGUAAACUGGGCUGGACUUAAAAAGGACCAACCAGUAGUGUAGGCCUGGAUAAAGGGAAAUGUUGCAGUAUUGUUUUUGUGAGUUCAAAUUGAUGUUUAUAUGUUGUUCCUUUUCAUUUUAUAUCUUUAUUUUGUAGUCUGUCUUGUUUCUUCUUGUUUUUGUUUGUCGGAGGGUCAUCUCAUUUUAUUUUCUGCUCACUCCCCCAACCUCUGAUUCCCGCUCACUGUCUAUCAAAAACCGUCUUCUCUUUUCCUAAUUAUUUUCCCUUUCAUCUCCCCUCCUGUUGUCUUUUUCACUCUUCCUCUCUCUCUUCCAUCGUUGUACUGCCCUCCCCCACUCCUUCCGUCUCUUGCCUGUGCACUGAGUAAGUCAGCUGUGUAAGUGUGUGAGCCUUGCUGUGCACGGCCAAACAGUGAGUGAUCAAAGGAUGUACUGUAUUUAUUAGGUUCAGGGAGGAAAGUGGGGUGGGGGGGGGGGGGGUCGGGGGAGCAGAUGUACUGUAAAAGAGUUGAUUGUACACAAUGCCCUGGAGAGAAAUGAAAAGCUCUAAAAUAUGCAACAACUCAUUGGAGUGUUAUUUUUUUUAAAGUGUGUGUGUGUGUCAUCUACCAUUUUCAUAAAGUUUAACUAAAAAAGUAUUUCAAAACA
Molecule: messenger RNA, 5931 nt
Organism: Oncorhynchus mykiss (rainbow trout)
Lineage: Eukaryota; Metazoa; Chordata; Actinopteri; Salmoniformes; Salmonidae
Source: RefSeq, a predicted model, not a curated record